CAUCUAGUAAUUAAAACUAGCUCCUCUUCCACCAUUUCUGUAUAAUCAGAGUGAUCAAAUUCAAAGCUUGGGACUCCUUAAAGAGAACACAGCAUGAAGUUACUGGGUUGGAUGCACAGGAAAUUCCGGCAAAAUAGCAGUGAGCCACUCAAAGAUUUGGCACUUGGGAACGCUUGUUCUUGUCUUACAGGGCAACCCUCACUUGAUGACCAACAAGGCUACCCGAAGCCAAACUAUGGUGCCAAACCAUUCCGGCAAGGCCAGAAAGAGCACCAGCUUCGAAACUCUUUCGCGGGCUUAGAAGCUGCCCGAGUAGAAGAAGAAGAUUAUGAAGAUCAAGAAACUUCAGCUGCACUAUCUGAACUAUUCCAUGGCUUUCUUGCAAUUGGCACCCUUGGUUCUGAACCUAAUGUUAAUGUUCCAUCGACACCAACAUUUGGUAUCUCUGUUGAGAAUAUAACUGAGAAGGAAACUGAAGUGACAGAAAAUGAAUUGAAGCUCAUCAACGAUGAGUUGGAGAAAGUUCUAGGAGCUGAAGCUAAUAAAGAAGACGGCUGCAAUGAGUCAUCAGGGAGAAACAGUCACGUGAGUAAUGGAAGGAGCAGUCAUGGAAGCACCAUUACUCUUAGUGGGAAGCCAUUGGAAGGCUCAGACAACAAUGGGAAUGGAUUUACGGUGUGUCCACUCCAGGGAUAUCUUUUCGGUUCAGCAAUUGAAUUGUCUGAAACCACAACGGUGGCAAAGAAGGAACAUAGAACAUCGCUUGGAGAGCUUUUCCAGAGGACUAAAGUAGCUGAGGAGAAUCCUAAUUCCGGAAGUAAAUACGAGAGGGAGGAGAAGCGAACAGACAAAGAAGCAGAUAAAUCAGCUGUACAACUUAUGAAAAAGAUGUUAAAGAAAAAAAUGCUUCAUGCUUCCAGGAGCACCACUGGUGGAGGUGUUGAUUCUGCUUCAGCAGAAACAAAACUGCACAAGAUCCUGCAUAUGUUCCAUAGGAAAGUUCACCCUGAGAGUUCCACAACCACAAAAAAGAAUGAUAAGCCCCCAAAAAAAAAGAACAGAAAGAGUAUGGGGUAUGAAGGAGGAGUAGACAAUGGAGGUCAGAUGGUCCCAGAUGAAGACAUCAUGAUAUUUCCUCAGAGAAACCUCUCUAAAGAAAAGAUAAGACGCUACAAGAGCCAAUCCAACCCACCACAAUUCACACUUGGUGGCUGUGACUCAAAUGGAAACAGAGAGUACUGGAUCAAAACAGACGCUGACUACCUGGUGUUGGAGCUCUAAGAGGAAGAGGCUGAGGAAGAAGAAGUCUAAGUGUGAAGAAGCAUAAUUAUGUUUGUAAGAAUGUCAUUAUAUAAGUGGUUGUGGGUAGUAAUAUAUAAGCAUGUGAGUGAUUAUUAUAAUUAAGAAGAGCUUGAAUGAAACAAAUAAAUAAAGGAGGCACUCCUCCUAGAAACCUCCCUGUGGCUAUG
Molecule: messenger RNA, 1469 nt
Organism: Pistacia vera
Lineage: Eukaryota; Viridiplantae; Streptophyta; Magnoliopsida; Sapindales; Anacardiaceae
Product: protein LAZY 1-like
Exons: 5
Coding region: 94-1281 (395 amino acids)
Biological process (GO): regulation of auxin polar transport; gravitropism
Source: RefSeq, a predicted model, not a curated record